AUGGUUGCUCAAUUUCUCAAGAACCAGCAAAGGGAUGCAUACCAAUGUGAGAACAUGGGAGCUUCUCAUGGUAAGGAUAAAGAGGAGUGUAAUGGUGAUAACUCUCAUAAGCAGCAAGGAGAAGUCAACUACAUUGAUGCUAGAGAGGAAAGACUUGAAGCUAUGAUGCAACAGCUAAUGGAAAAUCAACAACAUAUGAUGGAAAGACAAGAGCAAAACGCCCAAGAGAUUGAAAACCUUGAGUUCAAAAUGGCGAACGACUAUGGUCAUCUCAACAGAAAAGAUGAUGAGAUAUUUGCAAAGCUCUUUGAUCUAACCAAUCAUGUGAAGAUGCUUGAGGUGCAAGUUGCUCAAAUAGCAGAAGGUAUGAAGAGGCAAGAGGGUUUUCUUCCAAUUGGAGCUAAUGUGGACUAUCCAAACCAAAGAGUUUCUUUCUCUAGAGUAAAGAAAAGAGUCUUUUAUCCAGCAGUCCCUACCAAGAGCUCUUAUUGUAUAACCAUUAGGAAUGGCAGCAGAUUGAGUUUAGACCAUGGAGAAGAGAAGGAGAAGCCUCAAAACGUUUCCAAGCAAGCUCUUUACAUAAGAUCUUAUGAAGUUAUCAAAUCAGUGAACUCUGAUCAUGAAAGUUGCUUAAGAGACAAGGUUUCGACUGUGAUGCCUAAAGAGUGUGAUGCAGAUAGUUCUAAGGAAGUUUUCCACCUUGAGAGACGUCCUAGAGCACCUCCAAAACCAGCACCAUCCGACACUCCUUGGUUUAGAUACAUUGCCAACUAUCUUGCUGCUGAUCAUCCACCACCCCAAUUCUUUGGCUACAAGAAGAAGAAAUUCUUACGUGAUGUUAGAAGGUACUUUUGGGACGAACCUUAUCUUUAUAAACAUUGUUCUGAUGGACAUUUUGCUACUAACAAGACUGUUGCUAAGAUCUUGCAAGCUGGUUUUUGGUGGCCCACCAUGUUUAAGGACGCCCAUGACUUCAUCUCUAAGUGUGAUGCUUGCCAGAGACAAGGAAACAUCAGCAAAAGGAAUGAGAUGCCACAAAACUUCAUCCAAGAAGUGGAAGUUUUUGAUGUUUGGGGAAUAGACUUCAUGGGUCCUUUUCCUUCUUCUUAUGGGAACAAGUACAUCCUUGUUGCUGUUGACUAUGUGUCUAAGUGGGUAGAAGCCAUAGCCAGCCCUACAAACGACUCCAAGGUGGUGAUAAAGUUAUUCAAGUCGAUCAUCUUUCCAAGAUUUGGUAUCCCAAGAGUUGUGAUUAGUGAUGGAGGAUCUCAUUUCAUCAACAAGGUCUUUGAAAGUCUACUGAAGAAAAAUGGAGUGAGACACAAGGUUGCUACUCCUUAUCACCCUCAGACAAGUGGGCAAGUAGAGAUUUCUAACAGAGAAAUCAAGAGGAUCUUAGAGAAGACAGUGGGAAUGACAAGAAAGGAUUGGUCAGUAAAGCUUGAUGAUGCUCUUUGGGCAUAUAGAACUGCAUUCAAAACCCCUUGGAACAACUCCUUUUCACCUUGUCUAUGGAAAGGCUUGUCAUCUUCCUGUUGA
Messenger RNA from Microthlaspi erraticum, 1539 nucleotides. The record is from the annotation of a GenBank genome assembly. Lineage: Eukaryota; Viridiplantae; Streptophyta; Magnoliopsida; Brassicales; Brassicaceae.